AGCAACAACACGAAAAAUUCCAAAGAAUUCCGAGACUAUCCGAGUUUUGCAGUCUCGAGGGGCAAUUUGAAUGAGCAAAAGAGGAGUCUGUUUCGACGUCAAUCUAUCGUGGACCCGGUACACAUUGGUCCAGUCGAAACGUUGCUGGCACAAACGCGCAAUCUAGGCCGCCGUGACUGUUGCCUCUGCCCACGAACAUUCUGUAUGGACUCUGGCAGCGGCAUGUUACAUACCAUGUUCGAUAUUGGUGUUAGUCUUGGCAGGUUGAUGGCGAAUCACCUGAUUAUGACCAUCCCGAUGGACGGUGGACAAGUCAUCUGGUACGACUUGGACGGCAACCUGGUCAAGUCGAUCCCACUUGCCGCUGCCCAUUUUAUAAUUUUGAGGAGCCUCGUCCAUUAUGAGGGUGCCCCGAGUUCUGUGGUUUAUACGGUCCUGUCGAAACGGUUUCUCAGCAAAAAUAUUCGGAUGGACAAGCCGGACAAACCAGCACUUAAAGAUAGACCACAAAAACAGCGAAAUGUGAGCGAUAAAGAAGAGAAAAAGACGGAUUAUGCUUCAGUAGUGUUGGAAGAUGAAGCAGACCAUGAGUCUGACCAUGAGUCUGACCAAGAGCCGGAGGACAAGGGUCUUCUUCUGUUGGAGGUCGACUUCUUCUCGGGCCGAAUGACUGAGCUGAUGGAGUUGGAUCGCAAUUGGUCAGAGAGAUUUUUUCCCGGAAAUUUGGAGUUGUCCAUGAAGGACUGGCUGGUAGGAAAACGUGGCAACCUUCUUUCGAUCGCGUAUAUUCCCACUCGCGAGUUGAUUGUCGACAACGCGAAUCUGGUCAACGAGAGCUUUUAUUUCUCCAGUCUGCGUCGGACAAUGACGUUCACGCUGGACAUUGGUGCCUUUUUGCUCGAUGUCGAUAACUUCCGUCUGGCCCAUUUGACCGAGGCCUUUCCUCAGAAGAUGGUGGUCUACAAUACAACGAGGCUAGCAGAUGGUCGAGUGGUUUGUCUGGCGAGGCCGGAAGAUGACUCAAAGAAGGCACUUUACUUUUUUGGGCAAAAGUCGAAUGAAUCCAGUGAACCGAGUGAAGCAAUCAAGUCGGAUGGAGACGAGAUGGAGAGACGAGAGGCCACUUAUGACCCUCUACGGCGCGCCAGUCGGGCCAAGUUGCGCCUGACGAGGAUACACUUUGAGCUGGUGAAGGAAAUCGACAUCAGCAAUGAUCUUCCGAAUAGACUGCAAGCGAUUACAUCCCGACCAAGUUAUACAGACAACUUUGUCGUUUUCCUGUUCCAUGGCUCUCGAAGGUUGGCCAACCAAUUAGGGCUGAUACUCAAUGCUAACCGGGAUAGGCUUGUUCGGUUGCAGUUACCCUUUGAUGUGACUUCAGAAGGACUAACUCCAGAACAAAAGCAAAUGCACACACGAGUUUUAAGGUGA
Molecule: messenger RNA, 1431 nt
Organism: Protopolystoma xenopodis
Lineage: Eukaryota; Metazoa; Platyhelminthes; Monogenea; Polystomatidea; Polystomatidae
Source: the annotation of a GenBank genome assembly